CCCACUCCCACCCAAUCCAUCUGAUUUUAUAGCACCUCUUCUCUCUCUCCCCCUUGUUCUCCUCCUCCUCCACUGUCACUGAUUCCGCGUUCUUCACAUUCCCGAAAGGCCGAAGCUUUCAGUGGCGGGACCAAAGAGCUCCUCGUUCGAAUCAGUCGUCGAAAGCGGCAGCAUUUUUUAUGCUCUCGAAGCACCAAAGGCCCACACUGUUCGGCGCUUUCGAAUCGAACCCCCAAAAGCCCAAAGGGGUCUCCGUCGAUUUUUGUUUCUCUUUCAGAAGGGAAAUAGAUUAUUUCGUAGGUUAAAUUAUUGGGUCAAUUUGAAAUGCAGAAGAGCCAGCGAUUUUUGUGGGUUUUAAAGCCGAUCGGAAACUCGCCGGCGAUUUGAUGGAAUCGGUGCCCAUAGUUUUUCAGUUUCCCGCAUUUCAUGGAGGUGAUUAUGCGGCGUCGUCCAUGUCCCUCUCUCAGAUUCGCCGUCGUUGUCCUCAAGGUUAUUUUGCUAUUUUUAUGGUUGGAAGCUGGUAAUGCAACAUUCCAAGAAAGCACAGUGCAAGGGCAAAGCCCAGAAUUGUUAUCCGAUAACAUUGUUUCACAUUCCUGCAUUCAUGACCAGAUAAUCAAACAGCGGAGGAGACCUGGUCGCAAAGUGUACACUGUUACCACGCAGGUGUACGAGGGGUCUGGUGUAUCAAAACCCCUUCACCAAAAGGGUAGGGCAUUACUUGGAAUUUCCAAGUACUCUGUACAGCAGAAGGAUAUUAAAAGGCCUAUUAGAAUAUAUUUAAAUUAUGAUGCUGUUGGUCACUCUCCUGAUAGAGAUUGUCGAAAUGUUGGCGAUGUUGUGAAGCUUGGGGAGCCACCUGUGAUUUCGAUUCCUGGCACUCCUUCUUGUAAUCCUCAUGGUGAUCCUCCAAUUUCUGGUGACUGCUGGUAUAACUGCACCUUGGAUGAUAUAGCUGGGAAGGACAAAAGGCAACGCCUUCGCAAGGCUCUAGGGCAGACUGCAGACUGGUUCAAGAGAGCCUUAGCUGUUGAACCUGUGAGGGGGAACUUGCGGUUGAGUGGGUAUUCAGCCUGUGGCCAGGAUGGAGGUGUACAACUGCCACGUGAAUAUGUUGAAGAGGGUGUUGCUGAAGCAGACUUGGUUCUUCUGGUGACAACAAGACCAACCACUGGGAACACCCUUGCAUGGGCAGUGGCUUGCGAACGUGAUCAAUGGGGUCGUGCAAUUGCAGGACAUGUAAAUGUUGCUCCUCGCCAUCUGACAGCUGAAGCAGAAACUUUACUUUCUGCUACUCUCAUACAUGAGGUUAUGCAUGUUCUCGGUUUUGAUCCCCAUGCAUUUGCUCAUUUUAGGGAUGAAAGGAAAAGAAGGCGUAGUCAGGUUACAGAACAAAUUAUGGAUGAAAAGCUUGGGCGAAUGGUGACUCGUGUGUUGCUUCCACGUGUUGUCAUGCAUUCAAGAUAUCAUUAUGCGGCAUUCUCUGAGAAUUUCACUGGUUUAGAGCUCGAAGAUGGUGGAGGACGCGGCACAUCAGGGUCACACUGGGAGAAAAGACUUCUAAUGAAUGAAAUUAUGACGGGGUCAGUGGAUACAAGAUCUGUGGUUUCAAAAAUGACACUUGCUUUACUAGAAGAUAGUGGAUGGUACCAGGCCAAUUAUAGUAUGGCAGAGAAUCUUGAUUGGGGCCGCAACCAAGGAACUGAAUUUGUGACUUCCCCUUGCAAUCUCUGGAAGGGGGCAUAUCAUUGCAACGCAACCCAAUUGUCAGGAUGUACAUACAACAGAGAAGCUGAAGGUUACUGUCCGAUCGUAAGUUACAGUGGAGACCUACCCCAGUGGGCACGCUACUUUCCACAGGCUAACAAAGGUGGUCAGUCCCCACUGGCUGAUUAUUGCACCUAUUUCGUUGCUUACUCUGAUGGGUCAUGUACUGACACUAACAGCGCACGGCCACCUGACAAAAUGUUGGGUGAAGUACGAGGAAGUAACUCUAGGUGUAUGGCUUCAUCAUUGGUACGUACAGGGUUUGUACGGGGUUCGAUGACCCAAGGAAAUGGAUGUUAUCAGCACAGAUGUGUUAAUAAUUCAUUAGAGAUUGCUGUGGAUGGUAUGUGGAAAGUAUGUCCUGAAGCUGGUGGACCCCUUCAGUUCCCAGGAUUUAAUGGUGAAUUGUUAUGCCCGGCAUACCAUGAACUCUGCAGUAAAGGCCUAAUUCCUGCAAAUGGACAAUGUCCAAUGUCGUGCAAUUUCAAUGGAGACUGUGUUGAAGGAAGGUGCCACUGUUUUCUAGGGUUUCAUGGUUCUGAUUGUAGUAAACGCACCUGCCCGAGCAACUGUAAUGGACGUGGAAGCUGCCUUUCUAAUGGGCUGUGUGAAUGUAAUAAAGGGUACACAGGCAUUGACUGCUCCACUGCGGUUUGUGAUGAGCAAUGCAGCCUUCACGGAGGUGUUUGUGAUGAUGGAGUCUGUGAAUUCCGCUGCUCUGACUAUGCAGGCUACUCAUGCCAGAACAGCACCAUGCUCCAAUCCAGUCUUAAAGUUUGUAAAGAUGUCCUGGAAAACGUCAACUCUGGUGCCGGACAGCACUGUGCACCCAGUGAACCAAGCAUAUUGCAGCAGCUUGAGGAUGUAGUGGUCAUGCCCAACUACCAUCGUUUGUUUCCUGGUGGCGCCCGGAAGCUUUUUAGCAUCUUCGGAACCAGCUACUGUGACACAACCGCGAAGCAGCUUGCUUGCUGGAUAUCGAUUCAAAAGUGCGACAAGGACGGGGACAACAGACUCCGUGUCUGCUAUUCGGCCUGUCAAUCAUACAAUUCGGCAUGUGGUGCUUCGCUCGAUUGCUCGGACCAAACCCUGUUCAGUAGCAAAGACGAAGCACAAGGGCAAUGCACAGGCUCUAGUGAGAUGAGAACGUCAUGGAUUAGCAGCAUACAGAGUUGGUUUUCAAGUAACAGUUCCUCAAAAGGGACGUCUGUAAAAAAUUAGGCAGUUCUAGUUAUUUUUGGUUUUUCGUAAUUUUUUUUGUAGGGUUUUAAUUUUACGAAAAGGUGGCGGCAUUUCAAUGCCUGGGCCUUUUAGAUGUUAGGGUUCCAUUCAGCAAGGCCCAAUAAAUCAUUAAAAAAAAUGUUGGGCCGGGAGGUGAGCUGUUGCUUUCAAAGAUGAAAGCCUGCUUGUAGGGAAAUUUAGAAAUGCAUGAAAUGCAAAGGGGAUUCCAAAAGUAACAAGGAAAAAAAAAAGUUUAGGGAAGCUUGUUGAGUUGAGUUGUUUGUGCAGUGGUUUGGCCGAAGGCCUUGAAAUUUGAAAGAAAAAGGAAAAAAAAAAAAGCCCUUGUAUUUGUUUA
This is a messenger RNA of Malus domestica (apple), 3343 nucleotides long. RefSeq lists its product as uncharacterized. The record is from RefSeq and is a predicted model, not a curated record. Gene Ontology annotation, molecular function: metalloendopeptidase activity. NCBI's taxonomy places the organism in Eukaryota, Viridiplantae, Streptophyta, Magnoliopsida, Rosales, Rosaceae. Gene Ontology annotation, cellular component: cytoplasm; membrane. Gene Ontology annotation, biological process: proteolysis; cell adhesion.